This is a messenger RNA of Orcinus orca (killer whale), 3866 nucleotides long. It is a transcript of the gene BCAR1, whose product is annotated as BCAR1 scaffold protein, Cas family member. Gene Ontology annotation, biological process: cell surface receptor protein tyrosine kinase signaling pathway; cell migration. The record is from RefSeq and is a predicted model, not a curated record. Gene Ontology annotation, cellular component: cytoplasm; focal adhesion; plasma membrane. NCBI's taxonomy places the organism in Eukaryota, Metazoa, Chordata, Mammalia, Artiodactyla, Delphinidae. The transcript is spliced from 6 exons. Gene Ontology annotation, molecular function: protein binding. Bases 604 to 3372 code for a protein of 922 amino acids.
GUGGGAGAUGGCAAGCUUCUUGUCCCUGGGUGCACUGGAACCUCCCGCGCACGGCUGGUAGAACAUGAUGCGCUCCGGUUCUACUCUCCCUAGAUUACAGGGACAGCCGCAGUCCCCAGCUUCCUUGCUGUGUCUUCAUAACCUGGGGCUCUUACACCGAAGGCCUGACUAGAGUCAGUGCGGUGGUCGUAUUAUUAGUUUUCUGCCAGCUGGGACAUGCCCCUCUAGAUGCAGAUCUGAGUCGGACUGCCGGAUGGACACGCGUGAAAUGCCCCAGGUUGGUGGGCGGGGAAGGCAGACUUGAAGCUGGUGCCUCCGGGGCUGCAACGGCCACGGGGGAGGAGGGCAAUUCCGGCAGUCUUCCCAGAAGAAGAAGGCUUAGGCCUUUGAGGAGGGGCGCGUUCUCGCCCACGGUGGAGGGCAGGGAUGGGCGUGCGGAGAAAAGGCGAUAUCCCGCGUGUCCGGCAGGCGCCUGGAGCCUAGCGCGGGUGCAAGGGUGGGGGGUGGUGGACGGUCCCACUGGGCAGCGCGUGCCCGCGCGCUCCCGCAGCCAGCCGCGCCCCCGAGCCGGCGGCUCAUUUGCAUGGGGAGCCCGAGCGGCCAAUGGGCGCGCGCGACCGGGCAUGCCGGGAGCCGGGCUGGGCCCGCCGGCCUUGGCGGCGGUGGCGGGCGGGGCGAGAUGGGACCGGCUCUGUACGGCGACGGCGGCGGCGGCAGCGGCAGUGGCCUGCGAGGUGGCUGAAGCGGCCGGACCAGGACCCGGGCGGCUUCGGGGCUCUCGGGAAUCCGAGAGCGCGCGGCGCGGGCAGUUCGCUGAGCGCCCUGCGGGGAGCCGGGGCCCCAGGCCGACCCGACACGAUGAACUACCUGAACGUGCUGGCCAAAGCCCUCUACGACAAUGUGGCCGAGUCCCCAGAUGAGCUCUCCUUCCGCAAGGGCGACAUCAUGACGGUGCUAGAGCGGGACACGCAGGGCCUAGAUGGCUGGUGGCUCUGCUCGCUGCACGGGCGCCAAGGCAUCGUGCCCGGGAACCGCCUCAAGAUCCUGGUGGGCAUGCAUGACAAGAAGCCCGUGGGGCCCGGCCCCGGCCCGCCCGCCAGCUCGGCCCUGCCUCAGCCCAGCCUCCACCCCCCGGCAGCCCAGUACACACCCAUGCUGCCUGCCACGUACCAGCCCCAGCCGGACAGUGUCUACCUGGUGCCCACCCCCAGCAAGACUCAGCAAGGCCUCUACCAAGCCCCUGGGCCCAGCCCCCAGUUCCAGUCUCCCCCGGCCAAGCAGACAGCCACAUUCUCCAAGCAGAUGCCCCAUCACCCGUUUCCCAGCCCCGCCCCAGACCUUUACCAGGUGCCCCCGGGGCCUGGCAGCCCUGCCCAGGACAUCUACCAGGUGCCGCCUUCCGCUGGGAUAGGACACGACAUCUACCAGGUCCCCCCAUCCAUGGAUGCACGGAGCUGGGAGGGGACGAAGCCACCAGCCAAGGUGGCGGUGUCCACCCGCGUGGGGCAAGGCUAUGUGUUCGAGGCCCCCCAGCCCGAGCAGGACGAGUACGACAUCCCACGCCACCUGCUGGCCGCGGGGCCCCAGGACAUCUACGACGUGCCCCCUGUUCGGGGGCUGCUUCCCAGCCAGUACGGCCAGGAGGUAUAUGACACGCCCCCCAUGGCUGUCAAGGGUCCCAAUGGCCGGGACCCAUCGCUGGACGUGUAUGAUGUGCCCCCCAGUGUGGAGAAGGGCCUGCCGCCGUCCAGCCAUCAUGCGGUGUACGAUGUUCCUCCAUCGGUGAGCAAAGACGUGCCCGACGGCCCACUGCUGCGUGAGGAGACCUAUGACGUGCCCCCCGCCUUCGCCAAGGCCAAGCCCUUUGACCCGACCCGCCACCCGCUGGUGCUCGCCGCACCCCCUCCGGACUCGCCACCAGCUGAGGACGUGUAUGACGUGCCGCCCCCGGCUCCUGACCUCUACGACGUGCCCCCCGGUUUGCGGCGGCCUGGCCCGGGCACCCUCUACGACGUGCCCCGAGAGCGGGUCCUUCCUCCCGAGGCAGCCAACGGCAGCGUGGCCGACGACGGUGUGUACGCGGUGCCCCCCCCUGCCGAGCGAGAGGCCCCGGCCGACACCAAGCGCCUGUCAGCCUCCAGCACGGGCAGCACACGCAGCAGCCAGUCGGCCUCCUCCCUGGAGGCAGCGGUGCCGGGCCGUGAGCCCCUGGAGCUGGAGGUGGCCGUGGAGGCCCUGGCACGGCUACAGCAGGGCGUGAGCGCCACCGUGGCCCACCUCUUGGACCUGGCAGGCAGUGCGGGCGGGUGUGGGGGCUGGCGCAGCACCUCUGAGCCUCAGGAGCCUCCGGCGCAGGACCUGCGGGCUGCCGUGGCCGCCGUCCACGGGGCCGUCCACGAGCUGCUGGAGUUUGCCCGCAGCGCCGUGGGCAAUGCCGCCCACACUUCCGACCGCACGCUGCAUGCCAAGCUUAGCCGGCAACUGCAGAAGAUGGAGGACGUGUACCAGACGCUGGUGGCCCACGGUCAGGCCCUUGACAGUAGCCGGGGAGGCCUGGGGGCCACUCCCGAAGACCUGGACCGCCUGGUGGCCUGCUCGCGGGCUGUGCCCGAGGAUGUCAAGCAGCUGGCCUCCUUCUUGCAUGGCAACGCCUCGCUGCUCUUCAGACGGACCAAGGCCUCUGUCCCAGGGCCUGAGGGGGGUGGCCCCCUGCACCUCAACCCCAUCGACAAGGCCAGCAGCAUCCAGUCCCGGCCCCUGCCCUCACCCCCCAAGUUCACCUCCCAGGACUCGCCUGAUGGGCAGUACGAGAACAGUGAGGGAGGCUGGAUGGAGGAUUACGACUACGUCCACCUGCAGCUGAAGCAGUUUGAACGGCUGGAGCAGGAGGUGUCACGGCCCAUAGACCAUGACCUGGCCAACUGGAUGCCAGCCCAGCCCCUGGCCCCGGGCCGGACGGGCGGCCUGGGGCCCUCGGACCGGCAGCUGCUGCUCUUCUACCUGGAGCAGUGCGAGGCGAACCUGACCACGCUCACCAACGCCGUGGAUGCCUUCUUCACCGCCGUGGCCACCAACCAGCCCCCCAAAAUCUUCGUGGCACACAGCAAGUUUGUCAUCCUCAGCGCCCACAAGCUGGUAUUCAUCGGGGACACACUGUCACGGCAGGCUAAGGCGGCCGACGUCCGCAGCCAGGUGACCCACUACAGCAACCUGCUGUGUGACCUCCUGCGCGGCAUCGUGGCCACCACCAAGGCCGCUGCCCUCCAGUACCCGUCGCCUGCCGCCGCCCAGGACAUGGUGGACAGGGUCAAGGAGCUGGGCCACAGCACCCAGCAGUUCCGCCGGGUCCUGGGCCAGCUGGCAGCUGCCUGAGAGCCGUCAGCCAGAGGGACGGAGGGCAAGGGGAGGAGGGUGGCGAUGGGCCCCAAAGAGCCACUGUGCCGUGGGCGUGGGGACAGGCGACCCCAGCUCCACCCGGGCCUGGUGCCCCAGACUGUACAGGGAGUUGUGUAUAUUUAUGGCGGGGCAGGAUGUGGGACGGUGCCUCCUCAAAGGAGCCCGAGCAGAGCUGGGCCCCGGACCCAGGCCAGGAGUGGCUGGCCGUCCCUCCUGAGCGUGCUGAGGGCCCGGGGGGGGCCCAACAUUCGGGGCUGGGCUGGGGGCUCGCAGACCGCUUGACCCACAUGGCCUCAGGUGACCCCUCGGGCUGACCAUGAGGGUGCCGUGUCCCCCUGGCAGGGCAAGCGUGGCUGUGGUGUAUUCUCUCUGCACCAGGAGAAAACCCUAAAAAACUAUUUUUCAUUAUUGAUUUUCCAAUCAUUUGACUAAUAGUCUACAUUUAAAUAAAAUUAAAAAAAUGAAAAGCA